Molecule: messenger RNA, 1533 nt
Organism: Populus euphratica (Euphrates poplar)
Lineage: Eukaryota; Viridiplantae; Streptophyta; Magnoliopsida; Malpighiales; Salicaceae
Product: probable 1-acyl-sn-glycerol-3-phosphate acyltransferase 4
Exons: 4
Coding region: 293-1411 (372 amino acids)
Cellular component (GO): endomembrane system
Molecular function (GO): acyltransferase activity
Source: RefSeq, a predicted model, not a curated record
UAAACUGAUGCGAUGCGGUGGGAUUAAGUCCCCUGGCCGAUCUUUAUGAAUCUAGAUGCCAAAAUUCUUCCUAUUUUAUUGGCUUUGCCCUCUCUGUUUCGCGUGCGCUGCUCUGCUUGUUAUCUUCUUCUCGAUAACAGCUCAGUCUUCCAUCUAAAUAACAAAAACAAAAAAUAACUGAGUCUUUGAACUUAAAACUCUUGGACUCUCUCUCUCUCUCUAUCCAGAGACCAGGCACAUUGUAUUGCAGCUGGCAUUGGAGGAGGUGGUUGCUAUUGAAUCUGGAAAGGAGAUGGAAGAAACUUUCAAGCCUCUCAAAUCCGAUGAUAGAAUAAAGCAUUACCCGUUAACUCCUUUUAGGUUGAUAAGGGGUCUUAUAUGUUUGUUGGUGUAUCUUUCUACUGCUUUUAUGUUUGUAGUGUAUUUUGCACCUGUUGCAGCUGUCUUGAUGCGAUUUUUCAGCAUACACUAUUGUAGAAAAGCAACAUCCUUCCUCUUUGCUCUUUGGCUAGCUUUGUGGCCCUUUCUAUUUGAAAAGAUAAAUGGGACCAAAGUUGUAUUUUCUGGAGAUUUUGUUCCUCCAAAAGAACGUGUUUUGAUAAUUGCUAAUCACAGAACUGAGGUUGAUUGGAUGUACUUGUGGGAUCUGGCAUUGCGGAAGGGGUGUCUGGGCUACAUCAAGUACAUUCUCAAGAGCAGCUUGAUGAAACUACCUGUCUUUGGUUGGGGAUUCCAUAUUUUGGAGUUCAUUUCAGUUGAGAGGAAGUGGGAAGUUGAUGAGCCUGCCAUGCGUCAAAUGCUUUCUACUUUCAUGGAUUCUCGAGAUCCUUUGUGGCUAGUACUUUUCCCUGAAGGAACUGAUUUUAGUGAAGAGAAAUGCCAGAAGAGCCAAAAGUUUGCCAGUGAAGUUGGACUUCCUGUGCUGGCAAAUGUUCUACUUCCCAAAACAAGGGGUUUCGGCGUAUGCUUUGAAGUUCUACAGAAUUCCUUGGAUGCAGUUUAUGAUGUCAGUAUCGCAUAUAAGCACCAAUUGCCUACCUUUCUGGACAACGUAUUUGGGACAGAUCCUUCAGAAGUUCACAUUCAUGUCCGGCGUAUCCCUGUUAAGGAUAUCCCAGCUUCUGAUGCCGAGGCUGCUACAUGGUUAAUGGAUAGGUUCCAGCUCAAGGAUCAAUUACUUUUAGACUUCAAAGCUCGAGGCCAUUUCCCUAAUGAAGGAACUGAACAAGAACUUUCUACACUGAAAUGCUUGGUAAAUUUCACUGUGGUAAUUUUAUUGACUGCAUUGUUCAUUUAUCUUACAUUUUUUUCAUCCGUUUGGUUCAAAACAUAUGCGAGUUUAGCAUGUGCCUACCUUGCUUCAGCUACUCACUUUAAAUUCCGGCCAUUACCCAUUACGAAUUUGAUAUAGCAUUGCUUAGUGAAAGAAAUUAAUAGUUUUGCUAUAGAAGAUGGUCAGACUUACAGUUAAGGUCUCUUGUGAACAUAGAAGCAAUAUGAUCAAAUGUUCUAUUUCAGUAUACUGUUCUUAUA